UAAAAUAAAUAAAAUUAAUUAGUGACAUAAAAAAAUGAUUGGUAAUUUGACGACGUGUUUUCGUUCAACAAGUACAAUAAGGAAUAAUUUUUUUUUAAAAAACAUUUAUAACCCAUCAAAAAUUUCUAUUCAAACAUUGAGAAGUAAAAAAAUUAAAAAAUUACUUUUAACAGAUUAUGGUAAAAGAGAUGCCAAAAGAUCAGUUAGUUUUGAACCAAUACCAUGUUUGAGAGAAGAGCUUUUGUGUAAGGUAUCAAAUCCAACACGAGAUGGAGCAAGCAAAGUAACGAUAGUAGGUGCUGGUGCUGUAGCAGUGGCAUGUGCAAAUGCAAUACUUUUUCAGAAAAUAAGCAGUCAUGUUGCAAUAGUCGAUGCAUUUCCAAAAAAAUUAGAAGGUGAAGGAAUGGACUAUCGUCAUGGAUCAGUAUUUCUUGAUGAUGCGCGAAUUGAAUACGACACAGAUUUUUGUGUAUCACAUAAUUCCAAAGUCGUGAUAAUAGCAGCUGGUGUACGUCAAAUAAAAGGGGAAACACGACUCGAUCUUGUUCAACGAAAUGCUGAUAUUAUCAAAAAUAUUGUUCCUCCACUUGUUGAACACAGUCCAAAUGCUGUUUUUAUUAUUGUCUCAAAUCCAGUUGAUAUUCUUAGUUGGGUAACAUGGAAAGUAAGUGGUCUUCCAGCUCAUAAAAUUAUUGGUUCUGGUUGUCAUUUGGAUACCGCAAGAUUUCGCUACAUGAUAGCAGAAAGAAUUGGUGUUGCGGCAAAAUCAGUUCAUGGAUUUGUCAUCGGUGAACAUGGUGAUACACAGGUGCCAUUAUGGUCAGGUGUUAAUAUUGCUGGUGUACUUUUUCGUGAUAUUUUGCCAAAUGUUGGUCUCGAAUUAGACGAAGAGGGCUGGAAUGAAAUGUUCAAGGAUGUUAUCCGAGCUGGUCCUACAGUCAGAUGUCUGAAGGGAUAUUCAAAUACAGCGGUUGGUUUGUCAGUUGCAGACAUCACCAAGGCCAUUCUCAGAAAUACCCAUGGGGUCAAGUCCAUCUCAACUCUUGUACAAGGACAUCAUGGUAUUUGUCAUGAAAUAUAUCUUUCAUUACCAUGUGUUAUUGGUGAAAAUGGUGUUACAGAAAUUAUCAGAAUGAGAUUAACUGAGUAUGAAAAAAAAUUACUACAAAAUUCAUCGGAGGUCAUUCACAAUAUUCAGAAGGACAUUAAACCGACUUAACUUUCGUUAUUGUUUUUUGUAAUUACAAGGAUGCAUGUCACCUUUUUCUUUGAAUUUUCCAAAUUAAAAAAUAUAAAUUUUUAAAAUACUAUUUAAAGAAGAUUUCAUUUGACUUACAAGGUUGAUAUUUAUGUUUUUUUUUUUGAAUUAUUUAUACGUGUUAGUUAAUAAAAAAAUAAUUUUAAUUUUUUUUCAAUUGCACAAUUUAAUUGAUUUACUAAGUUUGUAAAUAAUUGACAAUUAUAUGAUGAAUUAAUGUUUUUCAAGUUUAUUUUUUUAAAUUAAUUUUAAAUUGUUGUAAAAAUGGAAAUUUGUAUUCUGAUGAUGAUUACAACAGUGGCUGGAAAUGACCGUGGAUUGAGCCUGAGGCUAGGCCGCGACAAGGUGAUCUGACAAUACGGAAAAUCACCACAGGGUGGCGUGGUGAUAAUUACAAUUAUAAUUUAUUUAAUUAUUUUAUAUAUUUUAAAAAUUUACCUUAAAAAAAUUAUUAAUUUAUUGAAUUUAAAUCCCAGGUAGAUGAAAAAGUGAUUUAUUUGUUUUUUUUUUUUAAUUUAAAAAAGAGGAAAGAAAAAUUGUAUUUAAAAUUUUCUUAAUCUAAUUUUCCACAGCCUGUUUCCCUUUUUUUUUUUUUAAAUAUUUUUUAAAUUAGGUAAACUUUCAUAACCAUUAUGUGACUACUUUAUUUUAUUUUUUAAUAGUCAUUGUGUGGUUUAAAAAUAUAAAUUUUCACCAUUAGCUUUCCAAUCGUAACUUAAAUUGAAAAUAUAUUUUUUAUUUUUUGAUUUUUAUUUUGGACUAUUAAUAUUUUAAAAAUCAAUUUCUAAGUCAAUAUAAAUAAUUUAAUUGUUUAAUAUUUUGAAAAAUGAAUUUAUUUAUAAAUAAAAAAAUGAAUAAAUAAACAAUUAAUCAAAAUAAUUUAGAAAAAAAAAAAAACAUAUUUAUUCAAUCAAUUAAUUAUUAAUAUUUUAGAAAUAAAUUUUCAAUAAAAUUUGAAA
Messenger RNA from Aphidius gifuensis, 2217 nucleotides. Its product is annotated as L-lactate dehydrogenase B chain-like. The record is from RefSeq and is a predicted model, not a curated record. The coding region runs from base 35 to 1219 and encodes 394 amino acids. Gene Ontology annotation, biological process: carboxylic acid metabolic process. Gene Ontology annotation, cellular component: cytoplasm. Gene Ontology annotation, molecular function: L-lactate dehydrogenase (NAD+) activity. The transcript is spliced from 9 exons. NCBI's taxonomy places the organism in Eukaryota, Metazoa, Arthropoda, Insecta, Hymenoptera, Braconidae.